GAAGAUGCGGUUAGUAGUAGUUAACAUUCUCAUUCCUAGAUGUCGUUUCAUAGUAAUAUCUUGAGCAACUAUCUCGAACGAUUAUGUUGUACUCGUACUCGUCUUUCAAUUAAGAUAGUUUAGAGUACUUGAAUGUAUUCUUGCUGAGUACGUUUAUUCAAUUAUCAUGCAAUAGAUUAUAACUAUUGAUAGAUAAGUUCUUACAUUCUUUACAUUACAACAAAGUAAUCGUACAAUGGGCAAGGCAUACUACUGCGACUAUUGCGACAGAUCUUUUAAAGAUGAAGUCGAAACUCGUAAAAAACAUCUAUAUAGUAUGCAGCACACGACAAAUCGAGCGAGUCAUUACAACAUGUUCAAAGACCCGGAGACAAUAUUGAAAGAGGAAUACAGCAAAACUCCGUGUAAACGUUACAUGACCGUUGGAGACUGCGCUUUUGGUCAGGGUUGUCGAUUUUCGCAUUACACACAAUCAAUGAUAUGGGAACUUCAACAGCUCGUUGCGAUGAAAAACUCCAAACUCUCGACAGUUCAACCUAGAGACGGUUGGCCAAAUUCAGAAGAUAUUAUCAAGGAAUAUUUCGAGAACGUGAUCGACUCAAGCGGCACCGAGGAUCUUAGUUAUCCGAUAUGGAACACCCCGUCAGGAUUAAUCAAUUAUCCUUAUUUACCACCGUCUUUGCAACCCGUCACAUCGGAAAGGAUGAUGGACUGCAAUUUUAGUAAAUGGGGCUGAACUUCUUGUUUAUUUUAAAAAUAAAAAGUAUUUAUAUUCGCGCAA
Messenger RNA from Solenopsis invicta (red fire ant), 781 nucleotides. RefSeq names its product zinc finger matrin-type protein 5. The transcript has 3 exons. Gene Ontology annotation, molecular function: zinc ion binding; nucleic acid binding. The record is from RefSeq and is a predicted model, not a curated record. NCBI's taxonomy places the organism in Eukaryota, Metazoa, Arthropoda, Insecta, Hymenoptera, Formicidae. Gene Ontology annotation, cellular component: U12-type spliceosomal complex. The coding region runs from base 236 to 736 and encodes 166 amino acids.